Molecule: messenger RNA, 922 nt
Organism: Triticum aestivum (bread wheat)
Lineage: Eukaryota; Viridiplantae; Streptophyta; Magnoliopsida; Poales; Poaceae
Product: late embryogenesis abundant protein 19
Exons: 2
Coding region: 120-698 (192 amino acids)
Cellular component (GO): nucleus
Source: RefSeq, a predicted model, not a curated record
CGCAGCCAAGUCGAGCAAUCACCAAAGCGAUCUCUUGUUUUUACGCGUUCGUCGAGAGGAAGUCAGAAGUAGCAGUCCUAGUUCGUUUGAUCCAGUUCAGUUAAGUACGUACGUGAGAGAUGGCGUCCAACCAGAACCAGGCGAGCUACCGCGCCGGCGAGGCCAAGGGCCAUACCCAGGAGAAGACGGGGCAGGUGAUGGGCGCGGCCAAGGACAUGGCGUACGAGGCCAAGGACCGGGCGACGGACAUGGCGGAGCACGCGUCCGGGCAGGGGCAGGGCACCACGGAGGCCACCAAGCAGAAGGCCGGCGAGGCCACGGACAAGGCGUCCCAGACGGCGCAGGCGGCCAAGGACAAGGCUGCUAGCACGGUGCAGGCCGCCAACGACCGCACCGUCGAGAGCAAGGACCAGACCGGCACCUUCCUCGGCGAGAAGACGGAGAAGACCAAGCAGAAGGCGGCGGGGGCAGCGCAGUACACGCAGGACAGGACAUACGACGCGGCGCAGUACGCCAAGGAGUCCGCCGUCGCCAGCAAGGACAAGACCGGCAGCGUCCUCCAACAGGCCGACGAGACGGUGGUGAACGCCAUGGUGGGCGCCAAGGACGCCGUGGCCAACACGCUGGGGAUGGGCGGAGACAACACCAACACCAGCACCACAGACACCACAGAGAAGAUCGUCAGGGAUCACCACUAGAGGCAUGAGCUCAAUUUGCUUUCGUUUCCUUCUCUCACUAGUCAAUACACACAUAUUUGGUGGUUCCAGUUUCAUGAUUUCUACGCGCACUUUUUGGUCGCAACUUUGAUUCUGUAAUGUAUCUUUGUGUUUGUCAUUUCAACUUCUAGUACGAUGUAACAAUAAUAAAAGUUUGGGAUUAAGCUUAUACACGUGGUAGGGUGUACUAUAGUUUGUGUCAUGUG